AUGCGUUAACAAACAUAUUCUUUAAUAUUUGUGAGCUAUGUCUUAAAUCUUGAAUUUGAGAUAGACACCUAUUUCUAAAAAGAAUUAUAGCUAUAUAAAUAAGAAGGCUUUUCCAAACGAAAGACUUUACUUACCUGGCUGGAGUUUGCUAUCGAUCAUGAAGGGUAGCGGCUUAGGGUGGAGCAGGUCAUUGCACAAAAGAUGUCUGUAAUACCUUAUUGUUCCCCGUGCGGGGAACCGAAACAGCACAAUUUCUGCUAGGGGAGACGUGCACUUAGUGCUGUCUCCGCUCACACACCCCUUAAUUAAUCAAACAAAAACAAAUUCUUUUCUUCUUUCAAUAUAUUUUAUAAAUUUAAAUAAAUAAACAAAAAUACUUUAAAAACUUAACAAAACAAAACCUUAAAAAAAUUAAAUUAAACAUAAAAUAAGAAGAAAAGUAAAUAUGAAUUAUUUAUUUAUUUACAAAAUACUGAAAAAAACUUGAUUUUAAAAGUUUUAAAAACUAAAAAAAUGUUAGAACUAUUUAAAUAUAAUUCUGUAUUAGUAAAUUGUAUUCAAUUUUUGAUAAGUAUUAUCAUUUACUAUUUACAUAUUAAAAGUAAGUAUUCAUUUAAUUUUAAUUUCUAAAUUGUUUAUAAAAAGUUUUUAUCAUCAAAGUAUUGUAUUUCUAAACGAAAAUAAAAGCCAAGCUAAUUAAUAUUAACAGUUUUUAAUAAAUGA
Messenger RNA from Tetrahymena thermophila SB210, 723 nucleotides. RefSeq names its product transmembrane protein, putative. NCBI's taxonomy places the organism in Eukaryota, Ciliophora, Oligohymenophorea, Hymenostomatida, Tetrahymenidae. The transcript is spliced from 3 exons. The record is from RefSeq and is a predicted model, not a curated record.